AUGGUGUCUUUCUUUCCUCUCGCAUCAGUUGCUUUCGAUUUAUCCCAUUGUUUCUGUUUCCCUGAAGCAGACGAUAACUUCUUUCUUUCUUUCUUUCCUUCUUUCUUUCUUUCUUUCUUUCUUUCUUUCUUUCUUAUAUUUCACUGUAGACGAAAAGUAUCCGAUAGCUUUAUUCUUUCUUUCUUUCUUUCUUUCUUUCUUUCUUUCUUUUAUUUCACUUUUUUAUUAUUUCUUUCUUUCUUUCUUUCUUUCUUUCUUUCUUUCUUUCUUUUUUCUUACUUUUACUGUAGACGAAAAGUACCCGAUAGCUUUUAUUAUUUCUUUCUUUCUUUCUUUCUUUCUUUCUUUCUUUCUUUCUUUCUUUCUUUCUUUUAUUUCACUGUAGACGAAAAGUACCCGAUAGCUUUAUUAUUUCUUUCUUUCUUUCUUUCUUUCUUUCUUUCUUUCUUUCUUUCUUUCUUAUAUUUCACUGUAGACGAAAAGUAUCCGAUAGCUUUAUUCUCUCUUUCUUUCUUUCUUUCUUUCUUUCUUUCUUUCUUUCUUUCUUUAUUUCUUUCUUUCUUUCUUUCUUUCUUUCUUUUAUUUCACUGUAGACGAAAAAAAGUAUCCGAUAGCUUUAUUUCUUUCUUUCUUUCUUUCUUUCUUUCUUAUAUUUCACUGUUUCCGAUAGCUUUAUUCUUCUUUCUUUCUUUCUUUCUUUCUUUCUUUCUUUCCUUUCUUUCUUUUUCUUUUAUUUCUGUAGACGAAAAACGAAAAGUACCCGAUAGCUUUAUUAUUUCUUUCUUUCUUUCUUUCUUUCUUUCUUUCUUUCUUUCUUUCACUGUAGACGAUAAGUACCCGAUAGCUUUAUUCUUUCUUUCUUUCUUUCUUUCUUUCUUUCUUUCUUUCUUUCUUUCUUUCUUUCUUUCUUUCUUUCUUUCUUUAUUUGCAACAAUUUCUUCUUCUUCUUCUUCUUCUUCUUCUUCUUCUUCUUCUUCUUCUUCUUCUCCCCCCUUUAUUCAUUAUAAUAUGGUUUUAUAUAUGUUUGUCCUUUCUUUCUUUCUUUCUUUCUUUCUUCUUUCGUUCGUUUUCUUUUUUCUUUUUCUUUCUUUCUUUCGUUCGUUCGUUCGUUCUUCCUUCCUUUCUUUCUUUCUUUCUUUCGUUCUUUCUUUCUUUCUUUCUUCCUUCCUUCCUUCCUUUCUUUCUUUCUUUCUUUCUAACGAUAGAUGCCACCUCCUUUCUUUCUUUUCGAUAGUGUUGUCUUUCUUCAUUUUUUGUUCUUUUUUCUAUAUAUCAUUGUCUUUAUCUCCCUCUUUCUUUCUUUCUUUUUUCUUUCUUUCUUUCUUUCUUUCUUUCUUUCUUUCUUUCUUUCUUUCUUUCUUUCUUUCUAACAGAUUACGAUCUUUUCUUCCUUCUUUCUUUUUCCCAUACAUUAUUGUCUUUCUUCCUUUCCUUCUAAUACAUUAUUGUCUUUUUUCUCAUAUUACUCACUCCCUCUCCUCUUUCUAUUCCUCUUCAUGCUGA
This is a messenger RNA of Acanthosepion pharaonis, 1503 nucleotides long. Lineage: Eukaryota; Metazoa; Mollusca; Cephalopoda; Sepiida; Sepiidae. The record is from the annotation of a GenBank genome assembly.